CCUAACUCAAAUCUCACCUAACUUUACUCAACUACCACAUAUAUAAAUAACUUAACUCUACUAUAAAUUUGUGGCAAAAAAUAAUAAUCUCACUAUACAACUACAAAUCUCACAAAUCUUUUUCACGUUUCAAAAAAAUGGACUCUCAUUCUAGCUUUAUCCUUCUAGCCCAUUGGAAUGGUGAGUUCAAAAUUGUAGACAAUGAGUUGGAGUACUCAUUGCAUGCAAACAAGGCAUUCGUCUUUGAUCUUGAAGUCUCAUUUGAACAAGUUUUCAAUGAAUUCCUCACUGCUGUUAGAGAAGAUGGUUUUAAUUCCAUCAAGAAAAUUUGGGGGAAAUAUCCCAAAUAUAAGGAUGGAGUAUAUGCUGCUUCACGCCCUUUCCCAAUUUCUAAAGAGCAAACUUGGAGGUGCUUUAUUCAAAAGGCCACCAAUCAAUAUGAUGAGCUUGAGGUGUACCUAGCGCCUCAACGAGUUCAAGAGGAGCUUCACGAGGAUGACAUAGAGGAAGAAGGAGGGCCGUCUAACACCGCACUAGGUGUGGAUGAUGAAAAUGACCCUGACGAUCCAACUUACAUUGGUAAUUCUGACGAUGAGAGUAGUUCUUCAGAUGAGUCAGAAGUAUCUGGAUGGGUCUCUAUGUGCACGCCAUAUGUGUAUAUAGAGGAUCCUACGAUCGUUCGUAAUUCGGUCGAGAUUGCACCAUCUGUCCAUAAGAACGUUGAGCAAGUAUCUCUAGAGCCAACGUUUUGUGUCCCGGAGAUCGAAAUUGGCCAAACUUACGCUGAUUUCAAAAGCUUGCUAUUUGAUGUGUCUCUUCGCAAUAUUGCGGAGCAUAGACACUUUCGGACUUCUUCAAAGCGUAAAAGUUACUGGCUAGCAAAGUGUUCAUACCCAGACCAGUGCUCAUGGCUCAUUCAAGCUGCUGAAUCAUCUUCUCUUUGGACUGUAAAAAAAUACAAAAGUCAACAUUUAUGCAGACCUGAUUAUUCCAAAGAGAAGAAUGACAAGCUUAUCACAAGCAAACUCAUUUCUGGAAUUAUCUUUUCCAAAAUUGCAGCUGAUGCAGAUUACAAGGUGAUGUACAUCGUUAAAGAUGUAUUUGACUUAUUUCGGGUAGCUGUAACGUACAAGAAAUGUUGGUUGGCCAAGUCUAUUGCAAUUCAACGAUUGUAUGGGUCCUCGGAGGAUUCGUACAACAAAUUAUUGCCUCUGCUAGCUGUGCUGAUGCAAAGCAAUCCCGGAUCAGUGACUGAGAUUCAAAUGUUGCCCACAACGUCACCUCAAACAUUUCAAUUCAUGUAUGUUUUCUGGACUUUUAAGGCAUCCAUUGACGGGUUUAACUUCUGUUUUCCUGUUGUCUCUGUUGAUGGCACUCACCUAUACGGGAAAUACAAGGGAGUCUUGUUAAUAGCAGGAAUUUUUCGAGUCACUAUAGAGGGAAAUGUUGGGUCUGCAGUUGAUGAUUUGAUUCCAUUGGUGUUCUCGCUGCAAAGUUACCUGAAUGCAUACGCAGGAAGUGUUAUGCCACUACCAAAUGAAAUGGAAUGGCCUAAUCAUGCCAUCUCAAUCGUUCCUGUUCUUCUUCUUCCUCCUCCUCCUCUUCUAUCCAACCCUGCUCCAGGUAAUUUCUUCUUCUACAAUCCAUCUCCGUUUCUCGCCGCUCCAACUUCCCGCCUCAUCAGAUUCUUGGAAAUGGGUAGUUAUGCUAAACCUGAGAAUGCUUUGAAGCGUGCAGAAGAGUUUAUCAAUGUUGGUCAAAAGCAAGAAGCCCUGCAGAGUCUUCAUAGUCUUAUCACCUCCAGGAGGUACAGGGCAUGGCAAAAGCCGCUUGAGAGAAUCAUGUUCAAGGUUGUGGAGCUGUGUGUGGAUUUAAGAAGUGGAAGAUUUGCCAAAGAUGCUCUCAUUCAAUAUCGAAUUUCCUGCCAGCAAGUUAACAUUAACUCAUUAGAGGAGGUGAUAAAACUUUUUUUGCAUCUUGCCACCGAGAGAGCUGAAUUGGCACGCACCCAAGCCCAGGCACUAGAGGAAGCUUUGGAUGUGGAUGAUUUGGAGGCAGAUAAGAGGCCUGAAGAUUUGAUGCUGAGUUGCGUCAGUGGAGAGAAGGGUAAAGACCGAUCUGAUCGCGAGCUUGUCACUCCUUGGUUUAAAUUUUUAUGGGAGACAUAUAGAACUGUGCUUGAAAUCUUGCGAAACAAUUCCAGGCUUGAGGCUUUGUAUGCUAUGACAGCACACCGGGCCUUCCAGUUUUGCAAGCAGUACAAACGGACAACAGAGUUUCGUCGUCUUUGUGAAAUCAUUAGAAACCAUCUUGCAAACCUAAACAAGUACAAAGAUCAGAGGGACCGUCCUGAUCUUUCUGCUCCAGAAAGUUUGCAGUUAUACCUGGACACUAGAUUUGAGCAGCUAAAAGUUGCCACUGAACUUUGUCUGUGGCAGGAAGCUUUUCGCUCCAUUGAAGACAUUUAUGGAUUGAUGUGUCUUGUUAAGAAAAUCCCUAAAACAUCGUUGUUGGCUAUUUACUAUGCUAAGCUUACUGAGAUAUUUUGGAUAUCAUCCAAUCAUCUCUAUCAUGCUUAUGCAUGGCUCAAGCUUUUCUCCCUCCAAAAAAGCUUCAAUAAGAACAUUAGCCAAAAAGAUUUGCAAUUGAUAGCAUCAUCUGUUGUCUUAGCAGCACUUUCAGUGCCACCAUAUGAUCAUUUAUAUGGUGCAUCUCAUUUGGAGCUUGAAAAUGAGAAAGAGAGGAGUUUUCGGUUGGCUAAUUUGAUAGGAUUUGAUGUGGAACCAAAAGCCGAGAGCAGAGAAGUGCUCUCCCGUUCUUCUCUUCUUUCAGAUUUGGUUUCCAAAGGUGUUAUGACAUGCACUACUCAGGAAGUGAAAGAUCUUUACCACGUCCUCGAGAAUGAAUUUCUUCCUUUGGAUCUGGCAUUGAAAGCACAACCUUUAUUGAUCAAGAUCUCAAAAUUUGGGGGUAAACUUAUGUCAGCUUCAUCUGUGCCUGAGGUUCAAUUGUCUCAGUACAUUCCUGCUUUGGAAAAAUAUGCUACCCUGAGGUUGCUGCAGCAGGCAUCUCAAGUGUAUCAUACAAUACAAAUUGAAAACUUAUCUAGAAUGGUCCCUUUCUUUGACUUCACUGCUGUUGAAAAGAUUUCAGUGGAUGCUGUUAAGCUUAACUUUGUUGCCAUUAAAAUUGAUCAUAUGAGGGGUGCUGUAUACUUUGGCAAACAGAGUAUUGAAUCAGAAGGCCUUCGAGAUCACUUGUCUGCCUUGGCCGAGUCCUUGAGGAAAGCAAGGGUAAUGAUCUACCCUCCUACGGAAAAAGCUGCAAAACUUGGAGAUGCAGUUAUUGGGUUGACAGAAGUAGUUGAGAAAGAACACAAGAGACUUCUUGCUCGGAAGUCAAUCAUUGAGAAGCGCAAGGAAGAUCAAGAGCGGUUGCUCCUUGAGAAGGAACGUGAGGAAGAAUUGAGAAGACUAAAACAACAAAAAAUAACUGAAGAGGCUGAGCAGAGAAGACUGGCUGCUGAGUUUGAGGAGCGAAAGAAUCAAAGAAUUCUCAGGGAAAUUCAAGAGAGAGAGCGGGAAGAAGCCCGAGCUAAACUGGAAGAAUCUCAAAAAGGCACUAAAAAGAAGGGGAAAAAACCAAUACUAGAUGGAGAAAAUAUAACUAAACAGACUGUGAUGGAAUAUGUUCUGAGUGAGCAACUCAGAGAGAGACAAGAAAUGGAGAAAAAACUGCAAAAGCUUGCCAAGACUAUGGAUUAUUUGGAGAGAGCUAAAAGAGAGGAGGCGGCACCUCUAAUACAAGCUGCCUUUCAACAGCGGCUAGAGGAAGAGGCUGCUCUCCAUGAACGAGAACAGCAGCAAGAGGUUGAGUUAAGCAAACAACGACAUACAGGCGAUGUUUUAGAGAAGAAGAGGCUGAGUCGCAUGAUGGAGAACAAGAGAAUUUUUGAAGCAAGAAUUAUCAGUCGUAGAGAUGCUGAACAAAGUAGAAUGAAAAGGGAGAGGGAGGAACGCAUUAACCAGAUUAUCCAGUCUCGGAAACAAGAAAGGGAAGCUAAGAGGAAGAUGAUAUUCUUUUUGAGAACUGAAGAGGAGCGUCUGAGUAAGUUGCGUGAGGAGGAGGAAGCUCGUAAGCGUGAAGAAAUGGAGAAGCGCAAGAAAGAAGAAGCGGAGCGCAAGGCCAAACUGGACGAGAUUGCCGAAAAGCAGAGGCAAAGAGAGUUGGAACUUGAAGAGAAGGAGAGGAAGAGGAAAGAACAGCUCCUGGGCAAGUCCGAGCCUGUGGCACGUCUCCCAGAAGCUGCCCCAACUGCCCCGGCAGCAGCAGCACCGGCGCCUACAAAUAAGUACGUGCCCAAGUUCAAGCAGAGGAUGGGGGAAGGUGCAUCCCAGGCGGCGGCACCAGCGGCUCCUCCUCCCGAAACCGAAAGAUGGGGUGGAAGCCGCCAAGACGACAGGGAGAAGUGGGGCGGUGGCAGCAGGGGAGGAGGGUGGCGCGAUGAUCGUGACCGAAAACCAUUCGGUGCCGGCUCAAGGCCAGGAACAUGGUCCUCUUCUAGGAGCCGUCCAUAACGCCAACUAGUAAGUUGAUACAUAAUUUAUAUGGCACUUCCCAUUCCCCUUAACAAGGCACAAUCAAUCUUUUGAGUUUUUUUUUUCUUCAAGAAAUCGGCGUUUAUUCGUUCAAACAAGUUCUCUUUUUGGCACAUUAGGAAGAAAAUGACAUUUUGUGGACUUGUAGCCCUUCACUGUUUAGGGUCUACCAAAUGUGAGAUGGGUAUUGUUUCUCUUUAUAUUUGUCAUUUUAUGUGUGUUAUGACCAAAUUUUGGGGGAAUUAGUGGCAAUUUAAAUUUUGAGAAUGACAAUAUCAAAUUUUGGGGGAUUAAGGUCAUCUUUGCUUUUAUUCUAUCU
Molecule: messenger RNA, 4917 nt
Organism: Cuscuta campestris
Lineage: Eukaryota; Viridiplantae; Streptophyta; Magnoliopsida; Solanales; Convolvulaceae
Source: the annotation of a GenBank genome assembly